UGCUGACGUGGAACCGCCCACCUUCUCCAUUUCACACCCCCCUCUCUAUAUCCUCUCUGUAUGCCUCAAUUUUCUCUCCGUAGAUCACCAAACUAACAGGAAAGAUUAGGAAGAACAGUUCGAUUCAACAUCCAUAAACAAAGAGAUUUGAAGAACAGAUUCUCUGGUUUUGUUCGAUUGUUUGUUCGUUUAAAUCCGAGAACGAAAAUGGCUGAAGUCGAAGUCAGAGACCCAACAAUCAAGCUAUUUGGGAAGACGAUUUCUUUGCCAUUCAACCAUGUCGAUCAUGAUUCUGAAUCCAAAUUUGCUUCUUCAGAAGCUACUGUUCUUAAAGAUUCCCAGAAGGAAACUUCAUGUGAAGAACAGGGGAAUGGCAGUGAAAAACAGAGCACAGAGCAAACGACAUCGGUAAUCAGUGAGAACCCAUCAGUAGAAAGAGAAAUUUCAUCACCAAAAGCUGCAAAAAAGGAAGAAGAGAGCGAUUCAAGCAUGUCCCCUGACAAUAAAACCUUAAAAAAACCAGACAAAAUCCUUCCUUGUCCUCGAUGUAACAGCACGGACACCAAAUUCUGUUACUACAACAACUACAAUGUCAACCAACCUCGUCAUUUUUGCAAGAAUUGCCAAAGAUACUGGACGGCCGGUGGGACAAUGAGAAACGUUCCCGUCGGCGCCGGCCGACGGAAGAACAAAACCUCAUCUUCUUCACAUUUCCAUCAGUUAAUAAUUCCCGACGGCGGAAAUGGAACCUUUCUCACUUUUGGCUCAGAUUCUUCAAAUGGGUUUCUCUUUGGUACAGAAAAUGGAGAUGACCAGUCAAUUACAGCCUCCAAUUCAUCGGAGAAAGGAAGUAAAAUCACUUCACAGCAAUCAGUAGUGAAAAAGAUUGUCCCGUUUCCAUGGCCUUAUUAUUCAAUGUCUCCGCCGCCAUUCGCCCCGCCGGUGUAUCCUGUGACGUAUUACCCUGCGCCACCGUACUGGGAGUACACAGCGCCGCCUUCUUGGACGGUAGUUAAUCCCAACAGUGAAAGUUCGUUAACAAAUUCCUCUGUUUUGGGGAAACGGUUAAGAGAUGAGAGAAGUGUGAAACAGAGCAAUUAUGAACAACCCUGUUUCUUGAUUCCAAAGACAUUGAAACUGGAUGAUCCAAACGAAAAAGCUGCAGCAAGCUCCAUCAAUGGCGGACUUUUCAGCUCUUUCCAACAAACUUCAAAGGGAAAAGUAGAACAUCACAGUGAAAGUUACUCGCUUUUGCAGGCAAAUCCAGCAGCUUUUUCUCGGGCUUUGAAAUUCCGAGAGAUUGCUUAGUUUCUUAGAUCAAAAACGAUGCCAUUAAACAAACCCAAAUCCCAAUUAUUCUGUUCUUGAGACUAAUUAACCUAAAAUUAGAGUGGAAAUUAUUGUUGUUUUCCAGUAGGGGCAGUUUAAUGAGGACAAAUCUGGACCCGACAUCAGACAUGAACACCCAUGUUUGUAGGUUGGAGCAUUUGUUUC
Molecule: messenger RNA, 1494 nt
Organism: Cucurbita maxima (winter squash)
Lineage: Eukaryota; Viridiplantae; Streptophyta; Magnoliopsida; Cucurbitales; Cucurbitaceae
Product: cyclic dof factor 1-like
Exons: 2
Coding region: 208-1308 (366 amino acids)
Biological process (GO): regulation of DNA-templated transcription
Molecular function (GO): DNA-binding transcription factor activity; DNA binding
Source: RefSeq, a predicted model, not a curated record